Medioppia subpectinata is the source of this 2175-nucleotide messenger RNA. Lineage: Eukaryota; Metazoa; Arthropoda; Arachnida; Sarcoptiformes; Oppiidae. The record is from the annotation of a GenBank genome assembly.
GGGAUCGCUUUGCCUCCCAUUCCCCACACAUACAGUGCAUGUCAUUUAUGGCAACCAUUGAUAGGCAUAACACCCAUAGACUCAGUGUAUUGAGUGGUUUAAUGGGACAAAAACAUCGACUCUAUUCAUAACGUUAAUCACAAUUACAUUUAAUUGUUACCAUUGUUUUGACCAAACAGUCCACGUAUUGAUCGCUUACUAUAUAUCGUAAUCGACAAUACAUUUGUGGCCCACGUCUUGAGUCGACUGUUUUGUAUUUGAUUGACUCGUUUUCACCCGUAAUCUCAUUCACAGACUUAACGGACAUUGAAUUUGAUUGUCAUUUGCUUUUUGUCGUUGAAUUUUGUUAUCGUUUUUUAAUAUAUUUGUUAACAAAACCGAAAUCUCAAUCAUUUUGUUGACCGAAAACACUUGUAUCAGACGAGUGGCCGUAACUGUGGUAUACUUUUGCAUCAUAUGGUGGACCGAAAUGCAGAGAUUAUGACCGAAUAUAAACUGGUCGUUGUCGGCGCCGGAGGCGUUGGCAAAAGUGCCUUAACUAUACAAUUGAUUCAAAAUCACUUUGUCGAUGAAUACGACCCGACGAUCGAAGACUCGUACCGGAAGCAAGUGGUGAUCGACGGCGAGACAUGUCUUCUCGAUAUACUGGACACCGCCGGACAGGAGGAGUACAGCGCAAUGAGAGACCAAUACAUGCGAACCGGAGAGGGAUUCCUAUUAGUGUUUGCCGUGAAUAAUGCCAAGUCUUUUGAGGACAUCUCUAUGUAUAGGGAACAGAUAAAGCGCGUCAAAGACGCCGAUGACGUGCCGAUGGUAUUAGUGGGCAAUAAAUGUGAUUUACCGACACGUGCUGUCGAUAUGCGUGCGGCCAACGAAGUGGCCAAGAAUUACGGCAUUCCUUUCGUGGAGACUUCGGCCAAAACCCGAAUGGGAGUCGACGACGCUUUCUAUACGUUAGUCAGAGAAAUACGCAAAGAUAGGGAUCGGAAGGGAAAGGACAAGAAGAAACACCGCGAAAAGGGACGCAAAAAGAAGUGCACUAUUAUUUAACCACACGUUCAGUGUUUACCACAACGGAUGUGAGAUAACAAUAACUCCCACUCAUUAUUGUUAAUCAUUUUACUGUUAAGCGACUUAUAGUUUAAGUCAACAAUUCGUUGAAAUGGAUUGAUUUUAAUUGCAAAUUAAUAUAAUUAUUAAUUAAUUGAAUAUUUAAUCGCAAAAUGGACUCGAAUUUUAUAGAGAAUUUUUUUUAUUUACCCGAAUAUUACAAUUACUCAACAAUUAAUAUAAUUUUUAAUACAAUAAUAAUAUUUCUCCAAAAGAUAUUUUAUCCAAGUUUUGAAUUCAUAAAUACUAUAAAAAGUGAUACAAAACUUUAUUUUUAUCCUUAAAUAAUGACGACAAUUGUAUCUCUCAAUUGAAUUAUCCUUUUAUUUCAAUUAAUUAACGAUUUAUAUCUCAAAAACAACAUUACUUUUUACUUGUCCUUUUAAAUACGAAUUUUGGAUUUUAAUUAUAAUUAAUAACAAAUUAAAUAAAAGACAUUAAAGAGAAAAAUUAGACACAAAAACAAUAAUAAGAGAAAUUAAUAAAUUAAUUGAAAAAACAAAAACUUGAGACCAAAUGAAUUGUUGAAUUAUUUGGUGCCACAAAAAAUGCAACGAAUCAACUGAGAAGGCGAUCAUCACUUGAAGUUGGCAUAAGUGUCAAAGUAUUGCAGAUAACUAAUGGCCAAUUGGUGCAAAAACUUGUACUGAUCCUAAUUAACACAAUUAAUAACAUUAAUAUUAAUGUCUUCUGUAUUUCGCAAUUAACAUCACAUCCAAAACUAAAUGUCCACUAAAUCUCUAUCUCUAACACACUCUCCAUUACUCUAACGUUUUUCUGCCCAACAUUUUUAUAUACAAUUAUAACGACAACAGAAUUGCUUUAAUAAUUAACAAUUAAUUAACAAAAUAACGUGAAUGUCGUACCAAAUCAGUGAUGAAUUGGGGUCUAUUGGUGCGGACCGUCUGAACGGCAAGGAAGACGUCGACCUCCUGUUCCUCUUUGAUGCGAUCGCAUUCAAAACUGGUCGCACAGAAGACACCACUCGCGUGAUUGCCGUCGCUUUUUAACGAAUCAAUACAUUUCAUUACAAAACUAACAAUAAUUAAACACUUAUAGAGACCA